AUGUGUAAAAACGCAGAAUAUGGAGCGAUUUGUGUUGAAGACAAUGGUGAACAAGCUGAGAAAAACAAGCUAAAAAGUGAAUGUCUAAAACAAAAGGAAAUUGAAUGUCUACAACGCGAAAAAUGCAUACUUGAAAAAUUGGUAACGGAAUUAGAGAAUGCAUCACAAUUGCAGAAAUUUAAAAUUGAUGUGUACGAAAAGGAGCUGAAUGAGACAAAAACGUCAUCGAGUAAUAGUGGAAUGUUGCAAAAAACUGCUUCAGCAGAAUCGUACAGCCAAGUGUUAAAAAAGCCAUUGUAUACCAACAAUGACUCAUCUGUGUUGCUGGUAAAAUCUUCUGAAAGAAAUUCUGAGGAUAUUUUCAAAAGAAUGGCUCAAGUAGUAAACCCUGCCAAUUUGGAAGUCUAUAUAAAUAGUACAAGGAAGAUAAAGAAUGGAGUUGCCGUCAUUUGCAAAAAAAAAUCAAAUUUGGACAAAUUCAAAAACGUUCUACAAACCCAGUUAGGAGACGAAUACGUUGUCGAUGAGGCAAAAAAACAUAAACCACGCAUUCGUGUGAAGAAUGUUGAAAUAACAGAGGAUCUAAACAGUAACGAUCAAAUAAUAGGUAGACUAUUUUGUCAAAACAACUUGGAUACCUUCAAUUCUUCGGAUAUAAAAGUGAUCACCAAAUUAAAAAUGCGGAAUGGCUGUGACCUCAUCUUAGAGGUUUCUCCGGAGGUCCGGAAAAAGUAA
Molecule: messenger RNA, 735 nt
Organism: Acanthoscelides obtectus
Lineage: Eukaryota; Metazoa; Arthropoda; Insecta; Coleoptera; Chrysomelidae
Source: the annotation of a GenBank genome assembly